Messenger RNA from Amoebophrya sp. A120, 872 nucleotides. The record is from the annotation of a GenBank genome assembly. NCBI's taxonomy places the organism in Eukaryota, Dinophyceae, Syndiniales, Amoebophryaceae.
AUGGGACUCAAGUACGUUUCCGCUUACCUCCUCACCGUGCUGUCCGGCAAGGACGAGCCGACCUCCGCUGAUUUAAAGAAGAUCAUCGAAGCCGCCGGCGGCGAAUUUGAUUCGGCUUUGGCUGACAAGCUCAUCUCCGAGAUGAAGGGUACUUUUUUUAGUGAAGAGUCUUGGAAGUAAUCGCAUGUAAGUAUCAGUUUCAUUCCCACACAAUUGGACAUAAAAAGAGAAGCAUCAUCUUCGUCGGCGACGAAAAUUUAAAGACACAGCUGAAUUGAAAAUUUUCAAAAUCACUGCACAACAGGUAAGGUCGUUCACGAAGUGAUCGCGAAGGGCCGUGAGCAGCUCCAGGGCUUCGGUGGCGGCGGCGGUGGUGCUGCAGCUGGCGGCGCUGCCGCGGGCGGCGACGCUCCGGCUGCGGAGGCUAAGAAGGAAGAAGUUGUGGAAGAAGAGGAGGAGGAGAUGGAGUUCGAUCUGUUCGACUAAAUCGGGCUUGCUUCCAACACUUCUUUUUCGACGGAAGGUGAUGAAUCCACAUACGGGCUUGGACUCCUGACUGGAGACAGCCAGACGUUGUGUCUGGUCAGUUGGAAGAGUCCGUGAAGAAUGAACAUGACGGCACGUACGAGUUUAGAAUCAGCAAUCUGUUGUGUCGAACAUAAGAGAAAUAAAUACAUCCCUGUUUGUGUGAGAGACGUUUGCGUUAAUGAGAACGUGUGGCCUACUCACGCCCUGAGAGGGAAAGUGUCUACGCUUGGCCCAGUGCUAUUGGCAAACGAGUCUUUUACAUUGAGCGAUGUGAUCAAUGGACGCGGUACGCAUGCGCACACGGAUUGUUUGAGCCACAGGAAACACAAAGAAAGAGCUCCACA